AUGGGCGUGGCGUCGCCGAACGAAACGCCCAAGGAUAACUAUAUCAUCGCUCAUAGGCAUAAGCUUCGCCACAAGAAUAACACCAGCGUGAUAGUUUCCGACGAGGAUUCUGAGCUGGAGAUCCAGAUUUCGAGCAAUAAGGGCCGCUGGCGCCGUAACUCGGGCGAGAAGGCUCUGCGUGUUUCGUCGUUGCAGAGUUUCAAGAAAGACUAUAAGUUUAAGUUCGACAAGAAGAAACCCAAGGCUAACACUUCGAAUCCACACGCCCAGGGCCCUGCGGUGUCGUUUUCGCUUCCUGGAACUUCUUCUUCAGUCACAGGCCUCGAAGACCCUGUCUCAUCGCCUCUUUCCCUCGGCAGCGAUGCCUCUUUCCAUUCUCAUCUCCCCACUGUUCCGCUUCAGCAUCCUCCGCAUUCACAGCAUUCCCAUCACCAACAGCAUUCCAUCCAUCAUCUGCAUCAGAACAAUCAUCAAUCUCCACCACCUCCACAUCUGCCUAGCACGCUAUGGACGCAGCAUUCUGCUCAGAAACCAACCUCACAAUCCCCGGGAAGCCAAAGUCCUGAUGACUUGGAAAGCCAGGGCCACUUGCGUACUCCAAGCAAAAAGGUCCGUAACUCUUCUAUCACGCAGUCGAUGUUUCUUAAGAGACGCAUGCUUCUUUCGAAGGAUCUUCAGUUGGAGUUGCUAGAGUCUAACAACUCGCCCAACUCUCCAACAAAUGUCAUGAGUUCUGAUACAAAGUUUCCCAGUCAGGUGCUGCCUCAUCCAUACAGACCCAGUCCUAAUCUUGUGGAUGAUAGUGUGUCGCCAUCCCAAACCUUCAAUCCGCUCCGUACACUUAGGUCUCCAUCGCCUCCACUACAAAGCUUUCUUCCUGAAGAGCCCAGUAUGCGCCUGCAAAACAAGCUUAUUACUGAGCUCAACAGAAAGUGGAACAAGGCGGUUCUCGAUUCAACUGAUAAACGCACCGAACUCAAAGAACCUGUGAUGGCAGCUCCUUCGUCGUCCAGAAAGAGAGACCGUUCGGAGCUGGUAUCCAGCACUGAUAGCCACGCUAUCUACUAA
Molecule: messenger RNA, 1068 nt
Organism: Candidozyma haemuli
Lineage: Eukaryota; Fungi; Ascomycota; Pichiomycetes; Serinales; Metschnikowiaceae
Exons: 1
Coding region: 1-1068 (355 amino acids)
Source: RefSeq, a predicted model, not a curated record